AUGACGCCCGACAACCGCUCCAUCGCGGCGUCCGGUUGGCCCACCGUCCAGACGUCCUACGAACACCAUUUUACUCCACACACACACACUUUCUUCAACCCCUUUCCUCGACAUUCUUCUCCUCCAUAUUGUCUCAUUCACACACCUACUCCCCACCCCCAACUGCUCGUCACUAUGCCGACGAUCUACAGCAGACGAGGCAGCCAUGCCAGUGUCAGAGUGGCCAGUGUGAAUGCGAUCAGCAAAGAGGACAGACGAGGGCAUGGCUGA
Molecule: messenger RNA, 270 nt
Organism: Protopolystoma xenopodis
Lineage: Eukaryota; Metazoa; Platyhelminthes; Monogenea; Polystomatidea; Polystomatidae
Source: the annotation of a GenBank genome assembly